AAAAACAAUACAACUUUCAACACGAGAGAAUCUACUCUGUUGUUUACAUUCCGAGAACUAUUGUUAAUUUUACUAAAUAGUAGUGACGUGAUUCAUAUUUUUCGUUUCAGUUUUGUUUUUAACAUUUUGUUGUGAUACUUGACUUGUCUUGUAGUCCAGUGAACGUAACAGGUGAGCAUAGAUCCUUGGCAAGAAGGAUGUCAGCUCCGGGUUUAACUUCGGAGGCCCAGUUGCGGUACCUCCUGCAGUGGUUUGGAGAGUUCAGUGAGCUGCAGCGUGAGGACUUCCUGCCGGUGCUGGCUGCGGCGUCAGGAGGCAAGGCGGACCAGCUUGCUGCCACGCUUGCAGCCAUGUCUUGUGAAGACAAGCCUGUCAGCUUGUUUCAAUGCAGAAUAAAGUUAUUCAACGAAUGGUAUCCCACUUGGAGUGGAGAAGAAAAAGACAGGCUACUUUCCGGAGUCACAGAAAUGGACCCGGACUUCGGUAAGAAGCUACACGAAUUCCUAACUAACGGACCUAAGAUGAACGGUGAUCUCAACGGAACCAAUGAAGUACAUUCUCCGACUGAAGAGAAAGUUGAGGAAGUACAGAAUGAAGAAGCUGGGGAACAUGAGGAAGUUAUUGAGGAGAACGAGGAAUCAGCUAUACCACAGGAUGCUAAUAUUGGUUUAGAAAUAGCAGCUGCCUCUUAACAAAAAAAUUAUACUGAUAGAUGAGUGAAGGUCAAAUAAAAAUUUUAACCUAUCGUUUGCUAUCACAUAAAAAAAACCUCUAGCAUUCCACGGUACUAAUACUUAUACAAAAAUUACCUCCAAUGAAAUUUAAAUCAUUAUAGAGAGUCUACCAUCUCGUGACCUGAAUCGAAAGCGAAAACAAUUCACGCUUCUAAGCAGGUGCUGCCCCCUACACUUCACGCUGCCUCUAUUUCGCAUACUAGGGUCCGCCAUCUAGUAGCUUAAAUCUAAUCUAAUCUAAAAAUGGAAAUAAUGAAUAUACUGCAGUACAGAAGAAAUGGAACAGAGUUGCUUUUCAUUCAAAUUUAAAACGAAACAAAUUUAAUUUAACCGUAAUUUAUACUUGAAUGGUGGGCCGCUAGAGGUUAUGUCAACAAUAUAUUCUCAACAUUUGAAAUAUGUAAGGCUGUAAGUUCAUGUUAACUUGUUCAAACUGGACAUGGCAACAUGGCAUGGUAGGGUAAUAUCGAAAUAUUGUAGACUGGUGUACGGCAUUUUACGAUCCAGUCUGUCCUGUACUUUGUUUGUCAGGCUUUUGCAAAUUGAUCUAUGGUAAAAGCAACUUUGUCCGCCCGUUUUCCUUUUCCAACCUUAGGUAUAGCCUAAUCAUGUACCUAUCUGAAAUACUUUAUUUCUACUUUAUCAUUCAUCAAUAUGUUUUAUCCAUUUGUAAUAAAAACAACAAAGUCCAACCGCCUUAGGAUAAGGCUAACAUAUACUAAUCUAUGGGAUAAGGACAAAUAUUUUCUAGUUUUUUUUUUUUUUCUAUGAAUAAUGGCCCUAAUCUCAUCUUUCAGUAGCAAGCUUGCUUAUUCUUAUUAUUUUACCAAUGGAGCAUCUAUGAACAUUACUUUUAAUCACCUACUAAUUAAAAUAGGCGAUAAUAUUUACCACUUUCACUGCCAAGAACAUGCUAGGUGACCACCUCACUGACCUACACCGUUAUACGUGAGGCGGGGACAAAUAGGAAUGAUUUAUAUGAAAACAACAAGGUAUUCCCACCUGUGCCUGACAGGGACAAAUAGGAAUACACCGUUCAUUUUAUAUUAGAGGCGCUUGGCACUGAAAGUGCCAUAUUGAGUUUCUUAGUAAUGUGAUCGACAAUUAUUCAAGUGAAUCUCUUCAUGCAGCUAGAAUAGAUUAGUUUUGUUAUAAUUAUGUCUCUGCCUUUAUGACUUAUUCUAGCAGACAUUAAUUAUGUUCUAUCAUAACAUCUUAACCCUUAAAUGCAUAAUGAUGUAUAUAUGCAUCGUAUAUUUGAUGGUCCGUGGCUCAAUAUGCAGCUAUCCAAAAUCACAUUUAUUACUUUUAUACAGCAUGACACAUCUAUUUCAAUUUAUUAAAAAGUUAUACAAAAAAUCAUGCAUUUAAGGGUUAAAUGUAUUUAAUAGGAUUUUUUUGACACUGUAUCCUAAUAAUUCCUUGAUUUAUAAACUUUUAAAUUAUAAUUACUUUUCCAGUAUUUCUACAUUCCAUUGGAUUGCAUUCCAUUUAAAUUUUAUAGUUUUAAGUAUGAAAGUUACUAUGAAUCUCAACAUUUUAUUACUUUGUACUUUCACUUUCUUUUUUACAACAUUUAUAUGUAUUAUUAAUAUUAUAAACAUACACUAACUAGUACAUUUUACAACUAGUGUGAAAAGAAUGUCUUUUUACCACUAGUACCGAGGUACGAGUGGUAAAAAGACAUUUCACACGUGUUGUAAACGACGUUUUUUUAAUACAAUUGCGAAAAAAUAAUAAAUUAAUAUAUAAUAUAUUAGUAGAAUCAUACCACCAAACCAAACCAAAACCAAAAAGUACCUAUACAGCCCGCGAUACGCGAGCUGCCGCAGCCCGCGAUACCUUCAUACUCGUGCGCGCCCCGGCCGCGGCCGCCGCGGGCCCGGCGCGGGUUGCUCAACGACACCUCAUAACUCAUGAGGCCCUGGUACCUGCUCCGCGCUAAAUUCAAUUUUAACUGCGUUUCGAAAGUAUAGUUUGGAACUAAAAAGUAAAAAGCACUAGUUCGAGAAAUUGAGCUUCUCGCACGCUACGCAGCCACAAAAAGUACCACUUUUUGAGCAACUGUAUUAAAAAAAAUAUAUUAUUAUAGGUAAGUUAACUUUUGUAAUAAAGGGACAAAGUUCUUGAGGCCAACUAAAUAUCGGUGUAGUACAAACAUUAUUAUGAUGUGCCAAGGGUUUAUCAGUAUUUAAAUAUAUUAUACAGUAUUUAAGCGCUUCGUAAAUAGUCUUUACCUUCAAAUUUGGUAUUGCACUUUAAGAAGAGGCAAAACUGUCAGCGUCGAUAUUACAUUUAAAAUUCUUUUAUAUUACAUUGAUACUUUAAUAGUUUAUUACUUUAUUACCUUAACUUUCGUACACAAUUAGGUGUCGAUUACUAGUACUUUUUCGUGCCUCUAAUUUUAUAACAGCUUACUUUUUUCCUGAUUUAAUUUAUCAUUAUAGUUAUGUUAUUUAGGAUACAAGUGCGAAAAAUAGGAAAUACGCAACGAGUGGCGAAUUUUAAAACACGAAUGAAGGGUGACACGAGUUGCAAAUUACCUAUUCACACGUGUAUCGUUCUUUAAAUUUUCGACGUAGUUACGUAAUGUGCUUAUAGCACAGGGUGUCGUAAUGGAACACCAGAUUUGCUGUAAAAUUUCAUUUGCCUCUUCUUAAAUUACGAUACCUAAAUCAUUCGCUAUAAAGAAAUAUGUAAAUCGAACUAUUUGCCGAAGGCCAUAAUUUUAUUUGUAGUAUCGUAAUUAUUGAAUCAUUCCUAGUUAGGUAUAUUGUUCGAUGAACAUUUUGUAAAAGUACCUAAAUAUUUUGGAUUGUGAGGCGCAAGGUGCUGGCUAACAACUUGAGUUGUGAUUACUGAAGGCCAUAAAUAAAUAAAAAAAGAAUAUAUUAUUUACAUUAGUAACUUAUUUAAAUAAAUAAAAAAUGUAAUGAAA
Molecule: messenger RNA, 3672 nt
Organism: Cydia strobilella
Lineage: Eukaryota; Metazoa; Arthropoda; Insecta; Lepidoptera; Tortricidae
Exons: 3
Coding region: 198-692 (164 amino acids)
Source: RefSeq, a predicted model, not a curated record